Molecule: messenger RNA, 1435 nt
Organism: Podarcis raffonei (Aeolian wall lizard)
Lineage: Eukaryota; Metazoa; Chordata; Lepidosauria; Squamata; Lacertidae
Gene: TBX19
Product: T-box transcription factor 19
Exons: 8
Coding region: 1-1290 (429 amino acids)
Biological process (GO): regulation of transcription by RNA polymerase II; mesoderm formation; heart morphogenesis
Cellular component (GO): nucleus
Molecular function (GO): RNA polymerase II cis-regulatory region sequence-specific DNA binding; DNA-binding transcription factor activity, RNA polymerase II-specific
Source: RefSeq, a predicted model, not a curated record
AUGACUGAUUUGGGCUGCAAGAAACAUAGUGACUGCACUGUCUCCAGGCUGCUCAAUGUGGUGGAGAACGAGCUCCAAGCUGGCAGAGACAAAGGAGACCCCACCGAAAAACAGCUCCAGGUUGUCUUAGAGGAUGCUGCACUAUGGCAGAGAUUCAGAGAAGUUACUAAUGAGAUGAUUGUCACGAAGAAUGGCAGACGGAUGUUCCCUGUCUUAAAGAUCAGUGUCUCGGGCUUGGAUCCCAAUGCCAUGUAUUCUUUCCUGCUUGAUUUUGCUCCGACUGACAGCCACCGCUGGAAGUAUGUGAAUGGAGAAUGGGUCCCAGCCGGAAAGCCAGAGCCGUCGAAUCACAGUUGUGUCUAUAUCCACCCAGACUCUCCCAACUUUGGGGCGCACUGGAUGAAGGCUGCGGUAUCUUUCAGUAAAGUGAAACUUACCAACAAGUUGAAUGGCAAUGGGCAGAUUAUGUUGAAUUCUCUGCACAAAUAUGAGCCGCAAGUUCAUAUUGUUCGAGUUGGAGGCCCACACAGGAUGGUAAUGAAUUGUUCCUUUCCUGAAACUCAGUUCAUAGCUGUGACUGCUUACCAAAAUGAAGAGAUAACAGCUCUCAAGAUCAAGUACAACCCCUUUGCCAAAGCUUUUCUGGAUGCAAAAGAAAGAAACCACCCCAAGGAUGCUUCAGAUAUUGUCUCUGAAAGUCAGCACAUCACAUAUUCUCACUUGGGUGGCUGGUUGAUUUCUAACCCAGAUGCCAUGUGCACAGCAGGAAGCUCAAGCUAUCAGUAUGGUGGGACUUUUCCUCUGCCUGCUGCCCAUUCUCACCACGGCUGUGAGCACUAUUCGGCCCUUCGAGGACAUAGGGCUGUUCCAUACCCUGCUUCAUACAUGCAAAGAAAUCACUCUCCAACAGUGAAUUUGAUAGAAAGCAGCAACAAUGAUCUUCAAGUGCCAUCGGUCCACGAAGGCUGGGCUGCAGUACCCUCCAGUCACCAUGGCAACUUGCUCCCAGUGCCUCACAACAGUGGUACGGCCACCCCGGGUCCGAGUCACUAUCCAUGCCUAUGGACGGUCAGCAACAAUGCCCUCAAUGUGGCCAACCUUGCGAAUGAUGCAAGCAGCAGCCCUCCUGGACCGUUCCUGAGAAGCAACAUUGCAUUGCCUGCCACAUCGUCCUCUGCUUCAAUUCCUUUGCAGGGGACAGUUGCCAGCAGCAUGGAAGCACAACUGGAGCCCACUUUCUCCAGGUUAACAGAGUCCACCUGGGCAUCUGUAGCCUCCCAUUCGUUUUAAAGGACCACUGGGCAGUGCAAGAAUGCCUGGUAGCACCCUGGACAGAACAGGAUUUAAGGCUGCCAUUCUUGCAGCAAAGAAAAGAACAUGUUUAGUGAUGUGCCGGCUUUUACAAAUCUUGAAAUCUUGGAUGGUGAUUUGGGCA